Messenger RNA from Neltuma alba, 3948 nucleotides. Its product is annotated as TMV resistance protein N-like. The record is from RefSeq and is a predicted model, not a curated record. Bases 1 to 3948 code for a protein of 1315 amino acids. Gene Ontology annotation, biological process: defense response; signal transduction. Gene Ontology annotation, molecular function: ADP binding. Lineage: Eukaryota; Viridiplantae; Streptophyta; Magnoliopsida; Fabales; Fabaceae. The transcript is spliced from 10 exons.
AUGUGUCUAUCACAGAAUCCCUUGAUUGAGAGAAGCAUGAGGAGAAGAAGAGACGACCUCAGCGUAGGCUCCCAGAAGGGUUGUUGCUCUCGUCUGCUCUGCCAUAAGACUCAUGAUUCACGAAAGCCUCAUAAAUGUUCCUCUCUCUUCACCGAUCUUUGUCAUAAACUAGAUUUGUCAUCUCUGUUUCGCCAACCCAGCAAUUCGCAGUUUAACGGAGUCUUCUUCAUUCUUCUUCCUCCUCCUCCUCUUCUUCUUCAGAAAGAAACCAUACCCACAGACGAUUCCAGAGUUCUGGUGAAUAAUCUAUUAAGCCAGCAGGGUUGUGUAGGUAAAAGAUAUGAGGUGUUCUUGAGUUGUCAGUGUAGCAAUGGCACUCGUGAAGGGAAUUUUCUUUCCGAUCUCUAUUCAUCUCUGAAGGAAGCUGGAAUUUCCGUACUCAAAGAUGACAUCUCAAGUGAGCUAUUGCAUAGCCCUACUGAAGGUUCUGAAAUUUCAAUCAUCGUCUUCUCUAAACAAUAUCUUAGGAAUGAAAGUACGUUUAUUCAAAAUAUUAUAGAGCGUGUUCGUCAGAUAUUGGAUGGGAAAGAUUCCAAAGAUGGCCUAGUUGGAUGGAAGUCACAAGUGCAAGAAGUGAUUAAAAUGCUUCAAAAGCAUCAAUCAAAAAAUGCUCUCUGGAUAGGGAUAUGGGGAAUGGGAGGUGUGGGCAAAACAACUAUUGCCAGACUCAUUUUUGAGCACAUUCAGUACGAAUUCGAGCGUGCAUGUUUUCUUUCAAAUGUCAGGGAAGCCUGGGAGACGGGAGGCCCAUAUGGUUUAAUAAGAGAACUUGUUUUGGCAAUGCGUGACCGAACAGAUCUAAUGGUAGAUGAGGUGGACGAAAAACAGAGCCUGGGAAGAGCUUCCGAUCAUAAGGUACUUCUUGUGGUUGAUGAUGUGAAUGACGUGCAGCAGCUACGUUCUUUAUGUGGAAAUGUUCAUGGUCAAGGGAGCAUAAUAAUCAUUACCACAAGAGAUUCACAUAUAUUUCAAGCUUUUCAUCGAGUGGACUAUGUGUAUAGCGUAAAACAUUUGAGCGAUCAUGAGUCUCUUGAACUUCUCAGUAGAACAGCAUUUAAUCAAGCAAGUCUUGAAGCAGAAUUCAUCGAACUUGGCAGAAGAUUGGUGGCUUAUACUGAGGGGCUACCACUAGCUCUUAAGGUCGUUGGCUCUAUUAUGAAUGGACGGUCACCGAUAGAAUGGGAGUCAGCAUUGAUAAAACUAAGCACAGAUCUCCCUCGUGAUAUAUACAACACACUAGAGCUUAGCUUUUACUCUUUAGAUGAUGAUGAGAAAGAAAUAUUUCUCAAUAUAGUUUUAUUUUACAUUGGGGAGGACAGGGAUGCUGUGAUCCAGAAGUUGGAUGGCCGUGGAUUUAGUGCUAGCAUCGGGAUAAGAGCCCUGGUGAAUCGAAGCCUUGUAACAAUUGAUCACAACAACAAACUUAGAGUGCAUAAUCUGUUGCAGCUCAUGGGAAGGCAAAUAACACGUGAAACUUCACAAAAUGUCAUUCUAAAUAAAGGUCAUAGGUAUGAAGUGUUUUUAAGUUUCAGAGGUGACGACACUCGAGCGACUUUUACUUCACAUCUUUAUACAGCUCUAUGUAAUGCUGGCAUUACUGUUUUCAAAGAUGAUGUUGAGCUUCCUAGAGGAAAUCGUAUCGACAGAGAACUAUUACAGGCAAUUGGAAGUUCAAAAAUUGCAAUCAUUGUCUUCUCUCGAGAAUACGCUGCAUCUAAAUGGUGUUUGGAGGAAUUGUCAAUAAUCAUGGAGCUUCAUAAAUCAAAUUGUCAAGUGGUUCUACCUGUGUUUUAUGACGUAGAUCCAUCAGAAAUUCGUAACCAAACUUCUAGUUUCGGAAAAGCAUUUAAAGAUCUUAUAAAUAGAAUUUCACCACUAGAACAUCAAGUUUCCAAGUGGAGAACAGCCCUUGUUGAGGCUGGAGGCAUUGCAGGGAUUGUUGUGCUUGGUUCAAGGGAUGAAAGUGAAAAUGUGAAAACUAUCAUUGAGAAUGUUUGUGAUAUAUUGGACAAGAAAGAUUUGUUUGUCGCUGAGCACCCAGUAGGAGUGGAUAAUCGCAUGCAAGAAGUGAUCAAAAUGCUCCAAAACCAUCCAUCUGAAGAUGUUAUUAUGAUAGGGAUAUGGGGAAUGGGGGGUACAGGCAAAACAACUAUUGCCAAAGCCAUUUACAAUGAAAUUGGUUGCACAUUUGAGAGUAGAAGUUACCUUUCAAAGAUCAGAGAAGUUUGGAAUCAAGGAAAAAAGAACCAAGUGAACUUACAAAACCAACUUCUUUCUGAAAUAUGUAUGACAACAAAAAUAAAGAUAAAUAGCAUUGAAUCAGGAAUAAUCACAUUAAGGGAUAGACUUCACCAUAAAAAGGUACUGGUUGUGCUUGAUGACGUGGAUGAGUUAGUCCAACUAAAUGCUUUAGUUGGAAGCCGUGCCUGGUUUAAACCUGGAAGUAUAAUAAUCAUCACCACUAGAAAUCAACGCCUACUCCUUCAAGUGAACUGUGGUGUUUAUCUAAUGAAGAAUUUGGAUGACAGUGAAUCUAUUGAGCUUUUUAGUUGGCAUGCAUUUAAACAAGAAAGUCCUAAAAAAGAUUUCAUUAAACUUUCAAGAGAUAUAGUUGCAUACUCUGGGGGACUUCCAUUAGCUCUUGAAGUCAUUGGUUCCUAUUUAUUCGAUAGAGAUGUUGAGGAAUGGAAGAUUGUAUUGGAGAAACUUAAAAAAAUUCCCAAUGACAAGAUACAAAAGAAGCUUAAAAUAAGUUUUGAUGGUUUAAGUGAUGAUUUGGAGAAAGAAAUAUUCCUUGAUAUAUCUUGCUUCUUUAUUGGAAUGGACAAAAAUGAAGUGACACAGAUAUUAAAUGGCUGUGAAUUGUUUGCUGACAUCGGAAUCAAAACCCUUAUUGAGCGAAGCCUUGUAUCCAUUGAUGAGAAAAACAAACUUGUUAUGCAUGAUUUGUUGAGGGACAUGGGAAGAGAAAUAAUUCGUAAACAAUCUCAAAAGGAGCUUGGGAGGAGAAGUAGGUUGUGGUUUCAAGAGGAUACACUUGCUGUAUUAUUCGAACACAUGGGAACAGAGGCUAUAGAAGGACUGUCUUUGACAUUGUCACAAAGUGAAAAAAUGCAUUUUCAGACGGAAGCAUUUAGGAUGAUCAACAAACUCAGAUUGCUUCAUCUUGAAAAUGUACAACUAAGGGGAGGCUACAAAUACAUAAGUAGAAAUCUGAGAUGGCUCUGCUGGCAUGGUUUUCCCACAAAAUACAUUCCUAGCAACUUUUAUCAACAGAAUUUAGUUGCUAUUGACUUAAAAUACAGUAACCUCACACAAGUGUGGAAGGAACCCCAGCUUCUAAAGACACUGAAAAUCCUCAAUCUCAGCCACUCUCAUUACUUGGUGCAAACUCCUGAUUUCUCAAAACUUCCAAAUCUUGAAAAGUUGAUCCUCAAAGAUUGUCCAAGUUUAUUCAUGAUACAUCACUCUAUUGGGCUCCUUCAUAGACUUCUUUUACUAGACUUGGAGGAUUGUAUUGGCCUUCAUAGUCUCCCAAGAAGUAUUUACAGAUUGAAAUGCCUAAGAACUCUCAUUCUUUCUGGUUGUAAGAAUAUUGAAAAGCUAGAGGAGGACAUAGAGCAAAUGGAAUCUUUGACAACUCUAAUUGCUCCUGCAAUAAAACAAGUGCCCUUUUCUAUAGUGAGACUAAAGAGCGUUUUGUAUCUAUCUAUUUGUGGUCAUGAAGGAUUAUCACAUCAUGUGAUUCCUUCUCUUUACCAGUCUUGGAUGUCCCCAACAAAAAAUCCACUACCUCUUAUUCCAACACAUGUGGGCAUGCCAUCAUCAAUUUUGUUGAAUAUGCUAAACACAAAGUCCUUUGUUGGACGAUGGAUUGGAGAUUCUUGA